Molecule: messenger RNA, 3326 nt
Organism: Gavia stellata (red-throated loon)
Lineage: Eukaryota; Metazoa; Chordata; Aves; Gaviiformes; Gaviidae
Gene: FCSK
Product: fucose kinase
Exons: 23
Coding region: 1-3258 (1085 amino acids)
Biological process (GO): GDP-L-fucose salvage
Molecular function (GO): ATP binding; fucokinase activity
Source: RefSeq, a predicted model, not a curated record
AUGGCGGCGGAGUGGAGCGUCCUCCUCCUCACCUGCCAGCGCGGCGGCUGCGUCUCCGCCUUCCAGCGAGAGCUGGAGGCCCGCCGGCUGAGGGGCGGCCUGGGCCCGCGGCCCCCCGCGCUGCUGCUGGCUGUGGAGGACCCCUGGGCCCGCCUGGGCAGCGGCGGGGCCACCCUCAACGCAUUGCUGGUGGCGGCCGAGCACCUCAGCGCCCGGGCGGGCUGCACGGUGGUGAGCUCCGACGUCCUGAGGGAAGCCCGCAUCCUCAUUCUGCACACGGGCCGUGACUUCUCCUUUGACGACUGUGGCCGGGCCUUCACCUGCCUGCCCGUGGAGGAGCCCGGUGCCCUGGCCGAAGCUCUGGUCUGCAACCUGGACAGCCUGCUGUGGACCAUGACCCACCGGCUCUGUGUGGGCUCCCCGCCCGGCGUGUGGGUCUGCAGCACUGACAUGCUCCUCACUGUGCCCUCGGCACCAGGGAUCGACUGGGACGGCUUCCAGGGUGUCAGAGUGAUCGCAGUGCCUGGGAGCCAGGCGUAUGCCAGGAACCACGGGGUCUACCUCACCGAUGAGCAGGGGCUGGUGCACGACAUCAUCUACAAAGGCACGGAGGCACAGAUCCAGCAGUGUGCAGGGCCUGAUGGCACCGUCCCACUGGUCUGCGGGGUGGUUUUCUUCUCCUCAGAUGCUGCCGAGCAGCUUCUGGCCACCCACGUCAUCCCUCCUCUGGACGCCUGCACCUACUUGGGGCUGGACUCAGGGGCACCACCCAUCCAGCUCUCCCUCUUCUUCGACAUCGUGCUGUGCAUGGCAGGGGGGAUGACGGAGGAGGAGUUCGUGAAGGGUGGUGGUGAUGCCAGUGUGAGAAGUGCCCGCUCUGUGCUGUGGACAGCUCUCCGUGCCUUCCCUCUUAGCAUGGCGUGCAUCCCUGAUGCGUCCUACGACUACAUGACCACCUCUGCGAGCGACCACAUCCGCAGCCUGACGCUCCUGCCCGGCUCUGCCAGCCACCUCCGCUUCUGCAAAACAGCCCAUUCCCACAUCGACCAGCCCUGUCUCCUGGAGGACGGCUCUUCGGUCACCAACUGCUUGCUGGAAGGAGCCGUGCGGCUGGCGACCGGCAGUGUCAUCCAGCACUGUCACCUCCAGGGUCCCCUGGAGAUCGGUCCUGGCUGUCUCCUCUCAGGCCUCACCCCAGGCUGCUCGCCAGCCCUGCAGGGCUGUCCCCUGCACGACGUUGUCCUGCAGGGCCACCACGUCCGGCUGCACAACCUGCCCUGCCGCGUGUUCACUCUCACCGGCCGCCUCGACGACUGGCAGAGCCCUGCCGACGAGGCCACCUACUUGAACGUGCCCUGGGCUGAGUUUUUCCAUCGGACAGGCAUACGGGAAGGGGACCUUUGGGACGCCGAGAUGCCGCGGAGGAGCCGCUGCCUGCUCAGUGCCCGGCUCUUCCCGGUGCUGCACGCCUGCGAGGCGCUGGGGCUGGAGGACGUGCUGUGGUUGCUGGCCCCGGCAGCGGUGGCCGGUGAGCGGCUGGCACGCUGGCGGGCGGCCUGGCGCAUGUCCUGGCAGGAGCUGCUGCCCUGCCUGGACAAGGCGGCCGAGCUGGGCGCCCGCCGGGCCCUCUUCUUCCUGCAGGGCCAGCACAAGGUGCGGCGGGUGCUGCUGGGGCGCCAGGACAUCAGCCUCCUGCCGCUUGCCCGCAGCGCCGUCCACGAGGGCUACCACGAGGCUGUGCUGGGCACACUGGACGAGGUUGCCUCCACGGCCGGUGAUGCUGGCAUCGCGGCCCGGGCGCUCGCCUGCAUCGCCGAUGUCCUGGGCUGCAUGGCGCGAGGGGAAGGGGGCUUGCGGAGCGGGCCUGCUGCCAACAGGGAGUGGGCCUCGGCUUUCAGGCUCCUGGAGAGUGGGGACAUUUCCGGUGGCAUCCGGGAGUUGGCUGCUGAGCGGCAGAAGUGGAUGAGCAGGUCGGCUCUGCUGGUGAGAGCGGCUCGGCAUUACGAGGGGGCCGAGCAGAUCCUUGUGCGGCAGGCAGUGAUGUCCUCAUGCCAGUUUGUCACCGUGGGGCAGGCGGAGCUGCCACCCUUGGGGCACUGGGUGCAGGUGGCAUGUCCGGCCCGCCUGGACCUCUCCGGUGGCUGGAGCGACACCCCCCCUAUCACGUAUGAGCAUGGGGGGGCUGUGGUGGACGUGGCGGUGCUGGUGGACGGGUGCCGGCCCAUCGGUGCCCGGGUGCGGCGCAUCGGUGAGCCAGAGCUGCGCCUCGUCAGCCUCAGCAGGACGCCACAGAGCGAGGCGGCGGUGGAGCUGGUGUGCCGGGAGCUGGAGCACUUGCAGGAUUACUGCCAGCCGCACGCACCAGGAGCCUUGCUCAAAGCUGCCUUCAUCUGCACCCAGGUCGUGCACUUCCCCUCGCAGAAACCCCUGCGGGCCCAGCUGAUGGAGAGCUUCGGGGGUGGGUUUGAGGUGCACACCUGGUCCGAACUGCCCCACGGGUCUGGCCUCGGCACCAGCAGCAUCCUGGCAGGAGCGGUGAUGGCAUCGCUGUACCGGGCGGCCGGGAAGGCGGCCAGCACCGAGUCCCUCAUCCACGCCGUGCUGCACCUGGAGCAGAGGCUCACGACAGGCGGCGGUUGGCAGGACCAGGUCGGUGGGCUCGUGCCCGGCAUCAAAAUCGGGAGGUCGAAGGCCCAGCUGCCGCUCAGGGUGGAGGUGGAGAAGAUCCCGGUGCCCGAUGGUUUUACGCAGACCCUCAACGAUCACUUGCUGCUGGUGUACACGGGAAAGACUCGCCUGGCCCGCAACCUGCUCCAGGAUGUGGUAAGGAACUGGUACGCCAGGCUGCCCUCCGCCGUGCAAAACGCUGAUGCGCUGGUGAGCAACGCCGAGGAGUGUGCCCAGGCCUUGAGGCAAGGUAACCUCUCGCUCGUCGGCAAGUGUCUGGACCGCUACUGGCAGCAGAAGAAAUGCAUGGCCCCUGGGUGCGAGCCACUGGCUGUCGGGCGUAUGAUGGAUGCUCUCCGGCCCUACGUCUACGGGCAGUGCUUGGCUGGGGCCGGCGGUGGCGGCUUCCUUUACGUCCUAACCAAAGCCCCUCGGCAGAAAGAAGCUUUGCACCAAAUUCUAGCAAAAACUGAGGGACUGGGCAACUUCAGCAUCCACAGCAUCGAAGUGGACACAGGCGGUUUCUCUGUGGAGGUUGUGGGAUGCAAUCCAAAGGACGGUGCUCACCCCAGAGAGGACGUGGCUGUGUGAAGGCCUUCAGCCGUGACCCAUUCCUGGCAGAUAUGUGGGGCAGGGGAGGGAGCAGCCAGCUGCCUUCC